AUAAUUCCAGACAAUUCUUUUACGACCUUUUAGUAGUACAUUUUACCAACGGUUGGGGCUUUGCCGCUGAUUACCGACUCAUAGACGCGACGGUGGAGUUCGAAAUUCAGUUCCCGACCACCGUGAAAUGGAGGAACUGAGUCGGAGUACGGCGGCGGAGAUGGAAACAACGAUUGAUGCAAUCAAUGACGAUCUUCUCCAUAACAUCCUCUCUCGUCUUCCAGCCUUAGCCUGUGCAAACGCCGCUUGUGUUAACCGCUCAUGGAACCUCAUUAUCACUAGCCUCCUCUCUCUCCCUAACCUCUCGUCUGCUCUAUCUAUCAAUCCUUCUCUCCAGGAUGCUGUUAAUGAGGCUGUUGACAAGGUUUUGUCGAAACCUAUUCGACCUAAGUUCGCCAUUGCUUCCGUUGGUCCUUCUUUUAGCUUGCAACAAGCUCACCAGCUCAUAACUGGAAAAUUAGGGUCCAGAAUUCCAAUUGUUACUCUGAUAUCUCAAGGAAUUUUCGGUUGCAAUGCUGUUGAUGAUGAAUUUAAAGAGGUUCAAUGGCAAUUUAUUGAGAAUGACGAGGCUCAUCCUGAUCAUGUGAAUGAGAACCACGGAGUUUUACUUACCGUUGGUUUCUUGCCAGGAUUGAAAGUCAGUUUGAUCCCGUUGUUAUCGAAAACUCAGGGAAAUCAAGCACUUAUGAUUGAUGAACUUGUGCGAAAUAUCAGGGAAUGCUCGUCCUCUGUUUCUGGUUCCGCAUCACCGGUGGCUAUUCUGUUAUUUUCGGAUCACGAAACUGACAUGAAACCGGUUCUUCAAAAGUUGGAUUAUGCCUUUUGCCAAGAGACUGUAAUUGUGGGUGAAGGAGGUUCCCAGUUCUUAUACCAAGGGGAAGCUGCAGUAGACCAUUCUAAUGACGCAGAAUACAGUUCCGCUGCUGUUGCUCUUUCCUUUCUCAGGGAUACUGGCAAUCCUCCGGCAGGUGUAGGGGAAACUCAAUUUCAUGUAGUGCUAGCCCCUGGCAUGACCCAAAUUGGGCCUACCUACAAGGCUGUCGCGGUCAGGGAGAGACCUAGAGACUUUUCUACUUGGCUCACGGCGAAAAGAGAAGCACAAGUUGAAAGUCUUGAUGGUCUGACUAUGUUCGAUCAGAUCUAUGAUGAGUAUGGAGGUGAUCUUUAUUGUUCUGCUCUCUAUAUUGGAGUUUCUAAAAGAAGAAAGUGCUCAAUUGGGAAGGAAAAAGCAAGUUGGAUAUAUUUGCAGGAAUUCCAUGAGGUUUUAAGAGGGGAUGAGGAGUAUCUGUAUGUUAACGGUGUUGGAAUCAGAAGUGGAGACUCCUUCCAAUUCUACCUUGCGAAUGCUAAUGCUACACGUGAUUCUUGCAACAAUGCAUCAAACAACAUAACACGUCUGAAGCGAGAUCUCGACCACCAAAAUGCUGGUUGUUCUACCUAUAAGAAGUCAGUUUUCGGUUGUCUUAUGUUCUCUUGCUGUGGUCGUGGCGAGUUUUUUCUUCAACCUAUCCUUGAUUGCUCACCGUUCGUGGAUAACUUUCCUGGGAUUACUUUUUCUGGAACUUUUUCUGCUGCAGAAAUUGCACGUGGAGAUUUAAGCCAAUAUAGACCGGUAUCUGAAGAACGCAGCUCUCUACGCUGCUGUUUGCAUGUGUAUAGCACUGUCUACCUGAUUAUGUCAUUCACCCCUGAAUCGCCAUCGACAUGAUAGGUGCUGGAAGCAUUAUAAUUUACAUCUGUAGUUGCUACAGAUCAUGUUGCCAUUGACAUUUUAUGAUAGCACUAUAGUUUAUUUCAACAAAGCCAUUGGAGCCUGUUCUACAGCCAAAUUUGGCCUUUUACUUAGUUUUAAUCCUUCUGUUGUAACUUUAUAUUUAUGUAUAUUAAGCUCCCGUCUAUUUAGCAGUUGAAACUUGUAAAUUUCGAGUUUUAGAAGUUGUGUUUGGUCGUGCA
Molecule: messenger RNA, 1953 nt
Organism: Solanum pennellii
Lineage: Eukaryota; Viridiplantae; Streptophyta; Magnoliopsida; Solanales; Solanaceae
Product: F-box/LRR-repeat protein At5g63520-like
Exons: 10
Coding region: 128-1708 (526 amino acids)
Biological process (GO): protein polyubiquitination; positive regulation of proteasomal ubiquitin-dependent protein catabolic process
Molecular function (GO): protein binding
Source: RefSeq, a predicted model, not a curated record